CACACACACAACCAACUCGUCUAUCCAGUCACACGUCGCAAUUCCUCGCCGCUUUCGACUAGAGCAACUACCGGGGCCUCCGUCGAGUGGUCGGCAGCAGCACCUCGUCGCACGAGGAAAAGCUCUCUCUGUGGGGAGGCCACAUCGCUCCAUUCCGUCGAGAUUGCAGUGAGCACACUGACUCAUGAAAAUGGAUAGCUCUCCGCACUGCUGCUGCUCUCCCCGGCUACUCCAACAGCGACGACAGGAAGAAGACGAAUGCCCACCAACUACUCUGCAAGAACCGCUUCAAGUCAGCAGGAUGGCGGGGCAGCCUGCACGCCGCCGCGGAUCGAGGCGGGCAUGGGAAGCGGGAAGCUGGCGUCUUCCUGCUGCGUGUUGUCUGUUGGGCCUCCUGACUGCAUCAUCUCGACUCCUCCCCGUCGAGGGCGCUGGGACGGUGGCCUUCAAAAACGGGUGGGAGAUCGACUCGGAAGCCGAGGAUGUCGUUGUUAUCUUUGCGGCAGACCUGGACGGUGACGAGGACCUGGACUUGUUGGUGGGAUCCUACUGGAAUGAUUGGGUGAGGUGGUACGAGAACGAGGAUGGCAAGGGAGCGUUCUCGGAAGCGAUGGACGUCGCGUCCGGCUACGGUGGAGCAGGAUCGAUUGACGUCGGGGAUCUGGAUGGCGACGGGUCCCCUGAUGUCGUCGUAGCCUUUCAGACUUCCUUCCAGCUGACGUGGUUUAGCAAUCUCGACGGCCUGGGCGAAUUUUCGGUCGGCACUGACAUCGAUACGUAUGAAGACGGGGAUCAUUCAAAUUUUGUCAAGGUGGCGGAUCUUGACGGGGAUGGGGACUUGGACGUGAUUAUGGCAUCGAAACAAGGCGAUCGAGUCACGUGGUACGAAAACACCGACGGGGAGGCGACGUUUGCGCUCGGCGUUGAUAUCUCGACGACCGCUGACGGUGCUUUCACGCUGGCUUUGGCAGACUUGGACGGCGACGACGACCUCGACAUCGUUUCGGCGUCCGUUGUCAGCGGCUUGGCGUGGUACGAGAACUCAAACGGGGCGUUUUCUCUGGGCGUGAGUUUAGAACCGGCCGACGACCCUGCUAGUGGCAAGGACGUCGUUACGGCGGACAUCGACGGAGACGGAGACAUGGACAUCAUCUCAGCGUCAUUCGACGGCAACCACACCGCCGGCAGCUUCCCCGACGGCCGCAUUCUCUGGCUCGAGAACGACGGCUCGGGAAGCUUCGCGGAGGGGAAGGAUAUCGGCUUGCUCGAGUCUGCGAGGAACGUGGUGGCCGUGGACCUAGACAACGACGGGGACAUAGAUCUGGUGACCUGCGACGGCGUGGGGGGGUCCAUCGUGUGGUACGAGAACACGGACGGGACGGGGAAUUUCUCUGAGGUCAUCAUCACCACCGAUGUUGGGGUAUAUUGGUUGAUCGCUGUUGACCUCGACGGCGACGGCGACUUUGAUAUAGCGACCGCAAACCGGGAUGACGGCCACGUGACCUGGUACGAGAACCUCCUGAUAGAAAUCGAAGAUGACGAUGGCGGCAGCGAUGCUACACGUACGACGGCGCCGGCCGUAGCCCCUUCUCCGACCGAUGUCACAUCCGACCCAGCUGCAGGUGGAGACAAGACACCACCGUCUACUCGUACCAUUGACCACACGGAGGAGUGA
Ectocarpus siliculosus is the source of this 1675-nucleotide messenger RNA. The record is from the annotation of a GenBank genome assembly. Lineage: Eukaryota; Phaeophyceae; Ectocarpales; Ectocarpaceae.